AUGGUCUCACCAUUCAGUACGAGUAUUCGCGACAAAUCUAGCGCUCAGAUCAAAGUGGAGCCGAAGAGCAAACAAACGAAUCCAGUGAUGACUUCUCUGGACAUCACCGGAACUGAUGAGCAAAUAGAGGAAGCGUUUGAACUCAUCAACAAAGAAAUCGCAUUAAGAGAUAGUCAGCAAAACAGAUGCCAACAAAACUAUAGCCAAAUGGCAAUACCCGUCACCAAACCGCUUACCAUUGAUAUAGAGGCCAGUGAUUCACCACUAGAUUUGGAUCAUUACUUCUCGCGACUCAAUCGCAUCGGUGUUAACGAAGUGUUUGUGUCGGCCGUCAAGAGUCCCGACGAGUUCUACGUCCAAAUCGCUGGCGUCGGCGCUCAACACUUGGAUCUAUUGGUCGAAGAGAUCACUGCUUUCUAUAGCAAUGAAGACAAUAGGAUCUGCUUUAAGCCGACGUCUGUGCGAAUGGGAGACAUCGUUGCCGUUCCCUUCCCUCACGACGACCACUGGUAUAGGGCUCGAGUGGUGGCCAUCGAAACCUCUCUCGAAUCAGAAGUGGAAUCAACGGUUAAUGUCUUUUAUGUGGAUUAUGGCAACCAAUUAGUGCUCGAAUACAACCAAAUCUGUACUCUUAAGGAUCAGUUCUUAAGGAGACUUCCAUUUCAAGCGAUGUGUUGUUCACUAUAUGGUGUCCAACCCAAUGAUCACCUGAAUUGGUCUCAACAGUCGAUUCAGAAGUUUCAAGAGUUAUCACAUUUGGAGAAAUGGAAGCCUUUGUUCGCUAAAGUGAUUGAAAUGAAGAUAAUUGACGGCAAACACGAGAUAUAUUGCAUUGAUUUGAUUGAUAAGAAUCCAGACAUUAGUGGUAAUGAAGAGUCGAAUGAUGAUGACUGGGACGACAAUACAAAUGUUAUGCAUUUGAAUAUCGCUCUCGAAUUGAUUGCCAAAGACUUUGCCAUUGCUUGCGAUGACUCGAAAGAUAUAUCUAUUCUAAAAGCAAACGAUUUCAGUAUUGAUGACUACGAAGAGGUGAAAAACUCGCGAAACUUUACGGGAAAAGUAGUUUUGGUGACCGGAAGUAGUUCUGGCAUUGGGGAGGGCAUUACGAAACUAUUUUCAGUAUUGGGCGCCAGUGUUGUGGUCACCGGUAGGAAAGAGGCGGACGUUCAGAGAGUGGCACAAGAAGUGGAAAAGUUGUCUCCUUAUAAACUAAAGCCAUUACAAGUGGUCGCGGAUCUAACCAAACCUCAAGACGUCGAGCAUCUGAUCAACGAAACGAUUAAAGCGUUUGGAAAGUUAGAUGUAUUGGUGAACAACGCCGGGAUAUACCCGACCUCAAGCAUCGGUGAUAGCAAUUUGAUGGAGGAAUGGGAUCAGGUGUUCAACAUUGACUUGCGGGCUGUCGUACAGCUCAUUCAUACAGCACUUCCACAUUUAGAGGCUACUAAUGGUACCAUAAUUCACAUUUCGAGUAUCGCUGGCAUAGCACCGACGGCUAAUAUGGUUGCCUACAGUUCAGCCAAAGCGGCGCUGGAUAUGCUGACCCGGGUAUUAGCCCUCGAGUUAGGAUCAAAAGGGGUCCGCGUCAAUGCAAUCAAUCCGGGUGCUACAAAGAUGGGCCAAAUACCUGAUGUGUUAUAUGAACUGGUUGUCAAACACACACCACUGGUGGUGGCAGAUCUGGCAAAGGAUGCGGACGUCGAGCGUGUGUUCAAUGAGACGGUGAAGACAUUCAAGCGAUUGGAUGUAUUGGUGAACAACGCCGGGUCCUACCAUUCAGCCAAUGGAACCGAUAAAGACUUUGUCGAUAUACUCCAGAAAUCCGAGAAAGUGGACGUCCACUCAGCUCUACAUCUCAUACGACUCAGUGUUCCCUAUCUGGCAGAGACUAAGGGACGGGUAGUCAACAUCAGCAGUACAUACACACAGAGACCGCAAGUGUCGUACUUAGCGUAUGAAAUAUCCAAACAGUCACUGGAAAUGGUCACUAAAGUACUGGCCCUAGAAUUGGCUCCAAAGGGCAUACGAGUCAAUACUCUGAGCGUAGGAGUGGUGCAGUCGUCCCCCAGGAGUGAUAUGCCGGCCGAUACGUUGGCGAUGUUUGAUAGGGUCGAGAAGAUUACGCCACUCGGGAGGGCCCGCAAUAUAGAUAUGGCUAAAGGAGUGGUGUUUCUGGCCUCCAGUGACGCCGACUUUAUAACCGGACACAAUCUGGUCGUUGACGGAGGACUCAAGUAUAAUAUGACCUCAACAUUGAAUAAACAUUAA
Molecule: messenger RNA, 2268 nt
Organism: Oppiella nova
Lineage: Eukaryota; Metazoa; Arthropoda; Arachnida; Sarcoptiformes; Oppiidae
Source: the annotation of a GenBank genome assembly